This is a messenger RNA of Anguilla rostrata (American eel), 5682 nucleotides long. RefSeq names its product NIMA-related kinase 1 (gene nek1). Gene Ontology annotation, biological process: protein phosphorylation. NCBI's taxonomy places the organism in Eukaryota, Metazoa, Chordata, Actinopteri, Anguilliformes, Anguillidae. Gene Ontology annotation, molecular function: ATP binding; protein kinase activity. The transcript is spliced from 35 exons. The coding region runs from base 163 to 4689 and encodes 1508 amino acids. The record is from RefSeq and is a predicted model, not a curated record.
CCUCUUGUUGUGGGAUUCUGCUAAGAUCCAAAGCAAAUUGACCAAUGAAAUGUGACAAGGUGGGCGGAACUUCCGCUGCAAUAGCUUGAGAAUGCGGGGGCGACUGAAGCGGUAUGCUGCUGCAGCGGUGAGCAUCCAGUACUCUCCCCAGCAUGUGGAAACAUGGAUAAAUACAGCAGGAUCAACAAGAUCGGAGAAGGCUCCUUCGGGAAGGCCAUCCUCGUCAAGUCCAAGGAAGAUGGGAAGCAGUACGUCAUCAAGGAGAUUGGCAUCUCACGGAUGUCCAGCAAGGAGCGGGAGGAGUCCCGCAAGGAGGUGGCUGUGCUGGGGAACAUGAGCCACCCCAACAUCGUUCGGUACAGGGAAUCCUUCGAGGAGAGCGGCUGUCUGUACAUAGUGAUGGAUUACUGUGAGGGCGGAGACCUCUUCCGCCGCAUCAACGCACAGAAAGGUGUGCUGUUCCCUGAAGACCAGAUCCUGGACUGGUUUGUGCAGAUCUGCUUGGCUCUGAAGCACGUCCACGACCGCAAGAUUCUGCACAGGGAUAUCAAAUCCCAGAGGAUUCACUUAAUCGUAGGUCUCCCCUCCCCACACAGCACAGUGGAGCUGGCCAGGACCUGCAUCGGCACCCCUUACUACCUGUCCCCCGAGAUCUGUGAAAAUAAGCCCUACAACAACAAAAGUGAUAUCUGGGCCUUGGGUUGUGUCCUGUAUGAGAUGUGCACGCUUAAGCAUGCAUUUGAGGCAGGUAACAUGAAGAACCUGGUGCUGAAGAUAAUUCGGGGGUCGUACCCCCCCGUGCCCCAGCAGUACUCCCCAGAUCUGCGGGGCCUGCUGGGGCUGCUCUUCAAACGCAGCCCCAGAGAGAGGCCCUCCGUCAGCACCGUCCUGCACAGAGCCUUCCUGUCCCGCAGGAUACACAGGUUCCUCACCCCACAGCUCAUCGCUCAGGAAUUCAGCCCCACCGUCCUGCACCAGCUGCAGCUCAGCUCUCAGCCACAGGCUAAGCCAGCUAAGCGCCCUGCGGCUGGCCCCGCCCCUGUAGCUCCCGCCCAGAAGAUCACCAGACCGGCCGCUAAGUAUGGAGUGCCUUUAGCCGCCCGCAAGCCUUCGGACCGGAGACCGCAGGUCCGCCACAGACAGGCCCCCUUGCCAGCCCCUCAGAGGACACUGAGUCAAGCGGAGGAGGAGAGGAGGAAGUGCGAGGAGAACGUUCGGAAGAAACGUAUGGAGCCGAUGGAGAAAGACCGAAAACAAAGAGAGCAAGCCCUCCUGCUGAAGGCCAGCCAGAUGAAGCGAUUUGAGCGGGAGAAGCUGAAUCGGAUCAAUCGGGCACGAGAGCAGGGCUGGCGGCAUGUCCUGAGCUCUAGCGGGGGAGGGGGCAGUCCUGAGAGGAAGUUUUUUGGAGGUGGUGGUGGGGUGGGUGUAGCCCCUGUCCCAGUGGUGGGCGUGGUCCCUGUCCCAGGGCCAGGUGUGGCCCCUGUACCAGCAGUAGGUGCGGCCCCUGUCCCUGACUCAAACAAAAGCCAGCUGGAGAAUCAGCCUCCCACCCCAGAGCAGAGCCCCAAACUACAGCCCAAAGAGGUGGGCAGGACCGGCAUGGAGACCCCCAGCAGGGGUGUGCCAGCAGCUGCCGGACCUGUCAUGUGCAAUGGCCCCAACCGUCUCCCUGCCAACGGCCCCUCCCACCUCCCCAACCACGACGCUGUCAAGCGAGAGCUACGCAGACUGGAGCUAGUUACCAGGCAUGCUAAUGCCAACAAGCAGCGCGGGAUGGCAGCCGCCGAGAGGGCCCGGCAGGUGGAGGAGUUCUGGCAGCGCAAGAGAGAGGCCAUGCUGAACAAGGCACGUGCCGAAGGCCAGCUGGGAGCUCGGCAAAACCUGGCGGCUCUGUAUGGAAGCAGGCCAAACUCUGCGACAGGCAGGAAACGCAUCCCCAACAAAGAGGAGGAGGAGUACUUGGCCAGACUGCGUCAGAUCCGUCUGCAGAACUUCAACGAGCGGCAGCAGAUCAAAGCUCGCCUUCGAGGAGAAAAGUACGACAGCGAUGGCUCAGACAGUCAGGAGUCCAGCGACGAAGCGCAGCUCAGGAGAAAGAAGAUUGAGGCUCUUAAGGUGCAGGCACAGACUCGGGCCGCUGUGUUGAAAGAGCAGUUGGAGAAAAAGAGGAGGGAGGCAUACGAGCGAGAGAAGAGGGCCUGGGAGGAGCAUCUGGUCUCCCGGGGGGUGAAGGUGCCCCCCCCAGGACCCGGACCCUCACUGCCAGAGCCCGGGGCCCGAGCCCCCCCCUCCCCCAAAUCCACCCCCCAAGCCAUCUCCAUGACAGCCGCCCUGAAGGACGUGGGCGCGGAGGGGGCGUGGGUGCAGAGGAUGGUGGAGGACCCCGGCGAGCUGGGCAGAGCCGGGCUGCAGAGUGAGAAGCGGGAGAUCCUGCGGCGGCUGAACCUGAAAGUGCCGAGCAGCAGCGUCGGUGAGGAGGAGGAGGAGGAGGAGGAAGAGCAGCCAGCCCCGCCCUGUCCCAGCGCCCCAGAUGUCAGACCCCCUACGGGGGGGGACAGGAAACGAUGGGAGGCGGGAGCACCCCCCCUCCUCCCUGCAGCCCAGGCAACGCUGGGGGACGCAGGUGCGCAGGUGGAUCCCCUUGAGGAGAGCCCCCCCCACGCAGGUGAGCGCAGACGCUGGGAGGCCAGAGACCUGCCCCUCAUCUCUGUGGCUCAGCAGACCCUCGAGGAGACCAGUCUAGGAACUGCUGAGAGGACAUCGGGGGAGGUGAUCCGGCUGGAGGUUGGGCAGGGCGAGGUCCCCAGGAGGGCGUGGGGGCGGAGCCCGGACACUCAGGUGCUGAAGGUUCUUGGAGAGGCGGAGCUACAGCCUAUCACCCUGCUGCUGGAGAAUGCCAGUAUCCAUGGUGAUGCCACUGCAGCAGAAAGCUGGAGCCAAGGUGGUGUAGGAGAACCAGGAACACAAGAACCUGAUACCCAUCAACCAGAACCCCAACCCCAUCAACCAGAACCCCAACCCCAUCAACCAGAACCCCAAACCUAUCAACCAGAACCCCAAACCCAUCCAUCAGAACCGAAAACCCAUCCACCAGAACCCCGAACCCAUCCACCAGAACCCAAAACCCAUCAACCAGAACCCCAAACCCAUCCACCAGAACCCCAAACCCAUCCACCAGAACCCCAAACCCAUCAACCAGAUCCCCAACCCCAUCAACCAGAACCCCAAACCCAUCCACCAGAACCCAAAACCCAUCCACCAGAACCCCAAACCCAUCCACCAGAACCCAAAACCCAUCCACCAGAACCCCAAACCCAUCCACCAGAACCCCAAACCCAUCAACCAGAUCCCCAACCCCAUCAACCAGAACCCAAAACCCAUCCACCAGAAUCCCGAACCCAUCAACCAGAUCCCCAACCCCAUCCACCAGAACCCAAAACCCAUCCACCAGAAUCCCGAACCCAUCCACCAGAACCCAAAACCCAUCCACCAGAACCCCAAACCCAUCCACCAGAAUUCAGAACUCAGGGGACCCCCGCAGAAGAAGCGGCCUUAAUAUCAGCACCUGCUUGGAGUGAGAGAGACACUGAGGCAGAACUGCAGGAUGUGGAGGUGGAGGUUCUGGAGGAGGGUCCGAGACGGUCUUCAACCCCCCCGGCCUCAGUCCUGCUGGCCUGGGACAAGGAGGUCCCUGCCCCCCCACAGCCGGGGCCAGCGGAGGGCAGCGCAGCUCCACCAGAGGCCAGAACAGAGGAGGAGUCUGCUGGGAAGCCCCCUCCAGACCCCAGAGAGGGGGAUCCGUUGUUCCGGCGGCUGUCGUCUCCUGCUCACCGUCGAGCCGUGGCUCUGGCCCUGCUGGGUGCCCAGUCCUCCCAGUCCUCGCAGGAGGACUCCUCCCUCGCGUCCCGCUCCCGCUCCGUGUCCCCCGUCAGGCAGAAGGACAAAGACUCGCUCCUCAUUGGCCUGUCCACCGGCCUCUUCGAUGCCAACAACCCUAAGAUGCUGAGGACGUGCUCUUUGCCGGACCUCAGCAGGCUGUUUCGGAGCGGUGAUGAUGGUGCUGCUGGUGAGGCGGGGGGGCCCAGCGCUGAGCAGCCCCCCAACCUGGAGCUGGAGGACCUGGAGCAGCCCAGCGGGGAGGAGCAGGAGGACAAUGCAUAUGAGGAGGCAGAUGAAGAUCUGCAGGAGCUGAGGGCAUCCAUGGAACGCCUGCUUCAGGAGCCCAGUGAAGAGGAAGAAGAGGAGGAGGAUGAGGAGGAGGAGGAAGAAGAUGAAGAGGGGUCUAACGGCACGCCUCCAGAGGAGGAGGCUGGGGGACCCCUGGAGCCCGUCACCAACGGCCUGGAGGAGGCGGGGGAGGAGCCGAGCAGCGGGAGCGAACUCAACGAGGAGUGGCACUCAGACGGCAGUGAGGAAGAGGAGGAGAGCGAGGCUGAGUAUCAGGACAGUAUCUUCAGUCGUCUGGAGGAGCUGCGCUUUCGGCUGGAGCAGGAGAUGGGCUUUGAGAACUUCAUCCAGGCCUACAACAAAAUCAAGGCCAUCCAUGAAGAUGAGGAUGAGAACAUCGACCUGGGCUCCAGUCUGGUGCACAACAUCCUGGGCUCCCAACACCAGCACCUGUACCCCAAAAUCCUGCACCUGGUGAUGGCAGACGGAGUCUACCAAGAAGACAAUGAUGAAGAGGAGUAACUCUUCCAGGUUGCUGGCAGCCCCUGACACUCUGCAAGCUGACUUAUGUCUUCCCAGGAUGCAAUACGUGUGAGAGAAGAGGGCGAGGGAGGGGGUGUUUUUGGGGAGUGGGGGCACCAGUGAUACUCACUCAGCACCGCGUUUACCAAGAGACGCCUCGUUCUAAAUGAUUUCACUCAAGACUGUUCUGUAGAGUCGAAUGUUUCUUAACCAAAGUGUCAUUCUGAAUGUCAUUCCAUAGCUGUGUGUCUGUAGGCAUCGUCUCUCUCUCUCUCUCUUACACACACACACACUUUCUCUCACAUGCACAUACAUGCAUACUCUCUCUCACGCACACACACACACACACUCUCACCCACACACACAUACACACACACAGUCUCACACACACGCGCACACACACACACUGUCUCACACACACACACACAGUCUCGCACACACAUAUACACACACACACUGUCUCACGUACACACACACUCACACACUGUCUCACGUACACACACACACACACACACUGUCUCAUACACACACGCACACACACACACUGUCUCAUACACACACACACACACAGAGUGCAGGUGGGCGGGGCUUCCCUGGUGCGUGUCAGGGUCCAGCAGUCUUUCCCCGGCAGGGCGGAGCUCUGGGCCUCUGGCCACACCCAGCUGCUCAUCAGGGAUUCAGUAUUCAUUCCAAACGCAAAGCUUCCCCUCCUCCAGUGCUUCCGUCAUCACAGGCCACGCCCACACCCAGGCCACACCCACUCACUCCCUAUAUGCACUUUUUGAUGAACAGAAAACACUUUUUGAAAUACAUUUUUUUCACUCUUUUUAUCAGUUCAUCCAGCGCUAGGACUGUGUGUGUGUGAAAGUGUGGGUGCCGGACCGCGUGUGCAUGCGUGUGUGUGUGCCGAUCUGCACUUAGGGGUUCUUGUCUUUGAUAAUAAAGCAGAUAUUAUGUAACUUUGUAUGUAAAAAUAAAUGCUCACCUUUCUUA